This is a messenger RNA of Cladocopium goreaui, 2069 nucleotides long. The record is from the annotation of a GenBank genome assembly. Lineage: Eukaryota; Dinophyceae; Suessiales; Symbiodiniaceae.
UGAAACCCCAUCAAACUACACGGUCCUCCGGCCGUGUCGCCGCCAAACGCCGGCUUGACACGACCUCGAGGAUGCGUUGGGUCUUGCUGCUUUUAGCGUCCCAAUCCGUGACUAGUACUAGUGACUCCUGCGCAAGUGAUGCAGGUUGUGCUGUGCCAGAUGCUGAUGAUGCAACUGGCUUGCUCCAGCGCACGAGAAGAGCGAGCGAGGAGCAGAAAUUAGUGCAUGAGCCAAAGGGGCAUCCAAAGGCACGAACAGCGAGUUCCGUGGACUUUGGGCCCAAUGUGAUUAUUGUUCCAGCGGGAGCAGCGAGUUCGGAGCUGCAGGCAAAACUCAAUCAGUUGUACGAGACACAAAUUGGCUGGGACGACUAUGGCCAGUUCGGGAAUCACCGGACGGCCGUGUUUCUGAUGCCUGGGAACCACCAGGUGGACAUUCAGCUGCCUUACUACUUCCAAGUGCUCGGCCUUGGUGCGGCUCCCACGGAGACCGUGGUGUCACCGGGCGUGCGGGGCAUUGGCCUCGAGGUGGGACGACAACCAGGCAAUUUGCCCAACACGAACACUUUCUGGCGUAGCAUUGAGAACGUGGAAGUGCAACAGCGCCUCAACUUCUUCGUCUCCCAAGCAGCACCUCUGCGGAAGGUGAAAGUCCAUGGCGAUCUGAAGCUUAGUGGAGACGGCGAUGACUAUACCUCUGGUGGAGCGCUGGCAAACUCCGAGAUUCUGGGCGAAAUUCUCACUGGCACGCAGCAGCAAUGGUACACGCGGGGGACAAAGAUGAAGCCCUACCCCCAUCCAGCAGGUUUGGGAAGUUACGCAGCUGUGGGCUGUGUGGGGCCAGACGAGACUUCUUUCACUCCCAGCUACGACUUCGAGGGCAACCACCUACCCUGGCAAAGUGUUCACACUGGAGCCACGUAUACGGAGCCACCAUCAGUGUUUGCUGAGAAGCCCUUCAUCAUCUUCGAACAGGGUGAGUACAAACUUCGAAUUCCAGAAGUCUUGAGAAAUCAUCCGGGCUACGACUGGCAGAGCGGCAGCACUGUGGGCUUCGACAAGGUCUUUGUGACCAAUGCCAAAAGCACAGCCAAAGAGAUGAAUGCGGCCAUCAAGCAAGGUUUGCACGUGAUCCUGACUCCUGCGGUCUACUACUUGGAGGAACCUCUGGUCAUUGACCACCCGAACAUCUGCAUUUUGGGACUGGGCUUUGCGACUUUAGUGCCCAAAAAAUUGGACAUUUUCAUUGGCAGAGGCGUAAUCGAGGUGGGUAGAGUGGAUGGCGUACGUUUGGCCGGCGUCUUUGUGCAAGCGGGUCCACUGGCGUCUCCCGACUAUUCCAAGGCCGUCAAGGCUCUUGUGAGGUGGGGAGAUCCAAAUCAUCCCUACGAGGGCAACAGCGAAAACCCUGGCUUCAUCUAUGACUUCAUUGCGCGCGCUGGGGGUCCAGAUGUUGAACCAGUAGGAGUUGACACGAUGCUAGAAGUCAACAAUGGCUGGGUCAUCACCGACAACACUUGGCUUUGGAAAGCAGAUCAUUGCGUCCACAGUUCAGGUGCUCUUUGCAUUCCCCAGCGGUACGUCAAACACUGCUUAGUUGUGAAUGCGGACAACGUGCAUAUGUACGGUCUUAUGGCGGAGCAUUCGAAUGAUGACAUCGUGGUUUGGAAUGGUGAGCAUGGAAAGACGUAUUUCUUCCAGAGCGAAUUCAAAUACACCAUGGGGGUGCACAGCCAGCCAGAGACCUGGGAUAACGUUCCUCAUGCCGUCAGCUAUAGAGUCAAUGCUGAGAAUCACAUAGCACUGGCCAUGGGCAUUUAUUGCGUUGUGUUGGCCGAGCAAGUGGACGAUGACGCCACACCCAUGGCCAACGUCGCUGUGGAAGGCGGAUUGAGUGCAAUCGCGGUGGCGCAUGAGGAUGCCUACAUUUGGGGAUUCAAGGAUGUGGCCACCCUGAACUGGAAUAUGAAUUGGCCAAGAGAUUCCAAGCUGCGAUGCAAGGCCUGGUCCUCCCGGUCGACCUCAUGCCUUGAUUCGAUGGUUGAGGCUCCGCGAUGAGUUCGUUUAAAA